CUGUACUUGGCCCCAUUGGGUGAAAACCGGGAGUCCGAUGAGCAUUUUGGUGGUUUGAAUCUUUUUGUUUCUGAAUUGCCACGUUAGGAUCUGGUCAACAUCCUUCACACGGGUUUCAGCUCACGGUGAAUCGCGAGGGCGAAGCAGUGGGUUGAUAUAAUAGGGUUUUUUUUGCACGCUUGUAUAUUGUAAGCGAUUUGCACAAGGAACCAUACGCCUCCAGUAUCACCUUGUCUCCGGUGUGAAGUCGUGGAUUGUCCUCUUUUCCAGACUGAAGCAGAAGAGUAGAAACCAGGCGCUUUUUUUUUUUUUUUACAAUCAUCUGAAGGGCAGUUAUUGAGUUGGCGAACGCAUCCAUCAUCCCUGGGUUCAGUGUGUGUGAGCAACACUGAAUCCAGCGAGCAUAUCAAGCAGCAACUGAUUUUCGGGUAAUAUUGGCGAUGAAACCUGAUGGGGUGGCCACAGCACCAUCUGAACCAAUGGAAGCCGAAGAAACAGAAGCCAUAACAGAACCAACCAGCAACGACGGGGCGUCUCAAAAUGGGACUACACCUUCACCCCCACAAUCUGAUGAACCCCAAAAUGAGCAAGCAGCUCCUCCAACUGUUAAAGAAGCUUCUGGGAAAGCAGUAGAUGCUAAAAGCAAAUCCAAAGGCCCAGUCAAAGGCAAGAUUGCUGCAGGUCCAACUACCACUGGACCAGGCACGCGACCCAAAGCAACCCAAAGUCGUGUGGCUAAUGGCCUCACAAAGACUGCAUUGAGUGCCCCAACCAAGAAACCCAUUCCAGCUAGCACUGCGGCAGCAGACAAGAAGAAACCCACCACUACCGUUGGAUUUUCAGGUCCAAGUAAGAAACCCGUUGGCUUUUCUACUGUCGUUGCAACCUCAAGGGCCCAACCUAAAGCAACAACUGCUGGAACAAACAAAUCAACAACAACCACCACAGCCAGUGGAACAAAGACCAGUCUGAGUAAGAGACCUGCCACUAGUGCUGCAACCAAACCCAAAACCACAGCUCCUGCUCCAAGGCCAGCUGCUGCCCCUGCUGCCAAACCCAGAACUUCAGCCACAGCCAAAACCACUGCAGCUCCCAAAACUAACAGGGCGACUGGAAGUUCUGCCCCACGACCAACUGCUACUUCAGCUACAGGAAGAACAGUAACUGGGACAACUACAUCUACUUCUGCAGUUCCUAGAACAAGCACUACUACUAAACCCCUUGUUACAGCAUCAGCUGCUCGGAAAGAUGUUGGAAAAACAAGCACUACGGCACCUGCGAAAAAAACCGUUCCCUCAAUAUCCCGAUCUGCUGCCAGCAAGCCUUCAAAUUCAGAGGCUCCAAAACCAGCUGCAGCUACCAAACGACCUCCACCUAGCAUCAAAGCACCUCAACCCAAACCAGAUGACAAAAAAAGUUUACCAACACUUAAGGUGCCUUCUAGUCCACGAAACAAUCCCUCACGGCCAGCAUCAGGCAAGAACAUUGCAGCACAUCCCAGUCACAAACAACCAGGUAGCAUGGUCAGUGCGAAGUUUCAGCCAGCUAAACCAGCACAGUCUGUCAAAGGAAAGCCGGAUAAUACAGAACCUGCAACAAAACCUGAUAAUAGAGAUCCUGCAACAAAACCUGAUGAUAAAGAUCCUGCAGCAGAACCUGUGCAACUUUCAGCAGCUGCAGUAGCUACUGCUGUAGCAACAGCUGCAGCCAUAGCCAGGGAAGAGUCUGUUUCAGGGCCUGAAGCUACUCCAACUGUAGAGAGUUCUCUGGAUGUUCCAGCCUCUUCUUUAGGUGUUCAGGAAAUGGUAGAUGUGCAGGUCACUAAUGUCAGCUCUCAAAUUGUGCUGGAUAUUUCUAACACGGAGCCAGAGGCUCAAGAGGCCUUAAUAGAAGCUGGUUCUGUUGAAGUGGCUUGUCUGACAUCAUCUGUAGUCGAUCAGGAAUCUGAAGAGCAGGUAUCUGGAGAAGUUGAUGAAAAGCUUAUUGCGGCUGAGGCACCAGUUGUACAGGAAGCAACUGAGCAGGAAAGCUUAACUGCUUCACAAUUUGAUAACUCUGCAGCUACCAUAGUGUCCUCUGGUGUAGAGGUGGCUGAAAAAGCUGAACGGAUUAACAGUGACUGUUAUGAAGAUGUGGAAGAAGAAGAGAGGGAAGGCAGUCAACAAGUGUCUCUGUCAGAAAUGAGUGGCACCCAGCCUACUGAAGAGUCUCGACCUGGGUCAGCUGGGCUUGCCGGCUCCGUUUGGCGGGCAGGGGCCUUGCUCUCUGAGCUUGACUCUGAGGAUGUGAGUUGCAGCCAGCAGGGAGCGUCAGAGCUAAGUGCUCCAGGCGUCCUGGAAGGCACGGAGAGCAUGGAUGAUCUAGGGGAUGCAAGCCUUAAAGGAGCUGAUGGCGAAGGUGCAUCUGUUGGGUCCCCUGACUUUGAGAAGGUUUCUGAUAUUCUUACUAAUGAAGAUGAUGAUGAUGAUGAUGAUAGAGUCUGUGACAUGGAGGUUGGGUCCGAAAGAGCAGAGGACUCUCAUAGGCAGCAUCAUGACGACGAGGAUGAAGAGGAUGAAGAUGUAGAAAUGGCAAGCGAGGGCAUUACUGAGAGUGGGCUUGAAAGUUAUGGGAAUGCAGAUGAGGAUGACUUGACCGAAGACUAUAGAUUAGACAACUUGAACCGAAUCCAGCCUCCUCCUUUGGUUCAUUCUGCCCCUCCAGCAUCCCAGUGGAACCAGCCUAGUUGCUUUGCAGAUGCCUGGGCCCAGCCACCACAACCUGCCUCUACACUUCUUUCAAGUCCUUCCUCUGAAUGUUGGCAAGCAGACCCAGAAACCCCAACACAGACACCUGUUCAAGCAAGACUUGAUGUUAGCUCUGAAAGGGGCUCGCCAUCAAACCUUUUGGAGCCUCCACCUUGCACACCUCAUCAAGCCCCAAUAUCUGCUGCAGAGGGGAAUGUUAGCCCCAAACCAGGCUUGACACCCUCUCAAACCUGCAAGUUCCAGCCUGAUACUUCCAGUGACCCUGGCCUAGCAUCUGACAGUAACAGAGACAUAAGUUUACCAGAAGAGGUGAAAGACAACAACUUAUUGGCAACUAAUGAGACUCAUUCUAAAGUGGAGCUCCAGCCAGAACCACUAAACCCUGUCCCCACUGUCUUGCCAGACAUCAUGCAGGAUCUAGGCAUCCACCUUGAACGUGCUGAUGAGGAAGAGGAACCUGAAACUCUUCCGGCUGAUGUACUGGGUGGUCCAGCAACUGCUCCAUCAUCUCCUUCAUCAGCUACGGAGGAUGAGGCAAGUGACACAGAAGGUGAAAUACAGAUCAGUGACCCUCAAGCUGAGCUAUCUGGCACUGGGAAUGCCUAUGGAACAGCACCUGCGGGCCGCAACUUGUCAACUCUAGAGGAAUGUGAAGAAAUGGGUGGGGAGAAUGGUGGUGGUAGUGAGACCCCUCAGUCUGCCACUUCUGCCGCAUCCUAUGGCUUUGACUACAUGACCUCUAACUCCAAUGCCCAGUCAUCUGCUGAGAGUUGCAGCAAGAGUCCUGGCAUCUUUUCUCUAGAAAAUGAAGAGCAGCUCCCAGAUGAGGCCAAGGAUCCAUCUCUUCUUAAAGAGUUGACCCUGAUACCCACUACUGCAUCUGAGGAAAAGAUUGACCCUAUUAAAAGCCAACAUGGAGAGUUUCAGUCUCACCCAGAGCAGCAGUACAUGCUGUGUGGAGAGUCCAGUGAGCUGCCUGAGCCUGAUUCAGUAGCGGGAGCUGUACCCUUAGAGUCUGGCUUGAUUGAUCCUUCGUCCCGACAGCACCAAGAAGAUCUUGACUCUCAGCAUCUCUACUACUCCACUAUAUGCGAAAAGACUGAUAGUCCCCUGGCAGAAGGAAAUUACCAUUUUCCACCACAACCAAAUGGCUUGCUUUCUAUCCAAAUGACGAUGUCAUCCAAACUUCGUCUCCGGCCACGUGCUCCCCAUGUGACCCAGCCACCACGGCUUCCCACUGACCUCCCUCCCAGAAUACCAAAUGUGGUGGCAAACAUGCAGCUCCGAUGUCUAGAGCAACACCAACAGCACCUUCAUGAGAUCCAGCAACGUCAGGAGAAACGUAAUGGAGAACAAGCGAGACAAGAAGAAGAGGAGAAACAAGCAAGGAAUGAGAGGGAGCAGCAGGAGGAAGAACAGAAGAGAAAUUUACUUGAGUUGCAACUUAAGCAGCAAGAGCAAGAACUAAAGCAGCGACAGCAGAUCAUGCAGUGGCAACAAGAACUUGAACAACAACAGCAGCAAAAACACAAGGUGCAUACACCAGUUGUCCUCUCUCCUUCAUCAGGUCUCACCACCAUCUAUGAAACUGUGGAAACGAGUGAUGAAGAGGAGGAGGGACAAGGAGUGGUUGAGGAAGUAGAAGAUAUAAGCUCCUUUAUUGUGUGCCCUGGAGAAGACAUGCAAAGAUGCACUGAAGAAAAUAAAUCCGCUGAUCUUUAUUCACAAUGCACAACACCUUCCCCUGAGUCUAUUAUUCAGGGUUCCCAGCAAGAACUUCAGGAGACAGACCCUGCAGCAGACCAAGAUAGUCCUUCUCCCUUGGGAUCUCCUGAACGACCUCCGCCUCUGGAGUUUGACUGGGGCAAGAAAGUGGACAUUGUCCAGCAGCUCAUCAAUCAGACAUUACUGCUUGCAGGUGAUGGUUGCUCGCCCCUUCUUCUGCUACCCAGAGGAGCAGGUGGGACACUCAGCCCCCUUGAAAGCAGCCUGUGGCCCAACUUGUUGCCACCUCUGACACCCCCUUCAGCCACUGUGACGUCUGUGAGCAGCUUUUCACCCGAGGCUCCAGGCAGCACUGCUCAGGGUGAGUGGACCGUUGUAGAGCUGGAGACACAUCACUGAGGAAAGCUGAAUAAAAUGCUUGCCAAAUAUGAACUUUUGAACUCAAAAGACUUGAGAUGAAGGUCCACCAGUAGGGAAGCGUAUGU
Messenger RNA from Sinocyclocheilus rhinocerous, 4957 nucleotides. Its product is annotated as nascent polypeptide-associated complex subunit alpha, muscle-specific form-like. The record is from RefSeq and is a predicted model, not a curated record. The coding region runs from base 441 to 4871 and encodes 1476 amino acids. The transcript is spliced from 6 exons. NCBI's taxonomy places the organism in Eukaryota, Metazoa, Chordata, Actinopteri, Cypriniformes, Cyprinidae.